AUUAGACCGACUCCUCGUGAAAGCUUCAUACAGAGUGAACUUAUCUUCUAAACAUGUCAGACCUCACAGAAUUUCUCGUCGAUCUACCUGUCAAACUACUCUCAGACCGUGGUACCCUCCCUACUCUCGGAUCAGACUUAGCGGCUGGAUUAGACCUUUAUUCGGCAGAGGAUAAGGUCAUACCUGCUCGAGGAAAAGCUUUGGUGGAUCUUCAAUUAAGUUUGGCUAUACCUAUUGGACAUUACGGUAGAGUAGCUCCAAGGAGUGGACCUGCUGCUAAACAUGGGAUACAAACCGGUGCAGGAGUUAUAGAUUCAGAUUAUAGAGGACCUUUGAUGGUAUUACUUUUCAAUCACUCGGAUGUUGAUUUUCAAGUGAAUGCAAAAGAUAGAAUCGCGCAAUUGAUUUUGGAACGUAUUUCCAUUCCUCGUUUGAGACAAGUAGACUCUCUCGAUACCACCACUCGCGGUGCAGGAGGUUUCGGUUCCACGGGAGGAUUUGGUCCUUCGAAAAAACAAAAAUUGGAAAAUGGUCAAGCUCAUGAACCUGAACCUGCGGAAGCUGUCAAAACGGAUAUCUAAACAUUCUCGCUAUUCAAAUUCCCUAUCACAUCCAGGUGAUCAAAAGAUCUCACAUAGGAAAUUUUUUUCCCUAAAAGAUGAAAGACGAUGCAUAAUAUGGAUAAGACAUGACAGCUGAUAUAGUAAGAAGGACCUGGAUUUAGGAAGGCGGAUGAAUAUAAGAUCACAGACAUAUGAUAUGCAUCAAAUUCUCCAGAUCUC
Messenger RNA from Tremella mesenterica DSM 1558, 782 nucleotides. RefSeq lists its product as uncharacterized. The transcript has 4 exons. NCBI's taxonomy places the organism in Eukaryota, Fungi, Basidiomycota, Tremellomycetes, Tremellales, Tremellaceae. Gene Ontology annotation, biological process: dUTP catabolic process; dUMP biosynthetic process. The record is from RefSeq and is a predicted model, not a curated record. The coding region runs from base 54 to 581 and encodes 175 amino acids. Gene Ontology annotation, molecular function: dUTP diphosphatase activity; magnesium ion binding.